UAAUCAGUUCCUACAUCAUCUUCUCCAUUGUACCAAAAGAAAGAUAAGCUUUACAGAACCUUCCAGAAAAAAAAAACAUUAAAUCUUCAUCCCUUUAUAUAACAUUCUCCUCCUCAAAUAAACAUAUAAAAUUUUUUAAAAAAAAUAAAAAAUGGCGAUUUUUGGUGAUCCUUUUAGAAGAUUCUUAUUGAGUCCACCGAUUUAUCGAACCUUUUCUGGUUCUCCUGCUCUUAUCGAUUGGAUUGAAUCUCGUAAUGUUCAUAUCUUCAAAAUCAAUGUCCCAGGGUAUAGCAAGGAGGAUAUAAAGGUGCAAGUUGAAGAAGGAAAUGUGUUGGUGGUGAAGGCGGAGGGUCGUGGCGACAAGAAGGAUGAAUUCCACGGUAAAGAGAAGGAUACAGUGUGGCAUGUGGCGGAGCGAGGAGGAGGGAAAGGCGAUGAUUUCUCGAGGGAAAUCGAGCUACCGGAAGAUGUGAAGGUGGAUCAAAUCAAAGCUCAAGUUGAGAAUGGUGUUCUAACCAUUGUUGUACCAAAAGAUGCAACUCCAAAAACAUCUAAAGUUAGGAAUAUUAAUAUCACUAGCAAGCUAUAAAAUCUUGGUUAUGGUACAAUAAAUGUUUAAGGAUAGUUUGUGUAUGUUGUCACAAGUUGUGGAAUUGGAUGGGUAACAAAGUACUUCUAGAAUAAAAAAAAGGUUUUUUUGUAUCUUCCCACCUUGAUCUUGUUGAAAUAUUAAUCAAUUUUAAUGA
Messenger RNA from Solanum dulcamara, 746 nucleotides. Its product is annotated as 15.7 kDa heat shock protein, peroxisomal. The transcript has 2 exons. Bases 152 to 589 code for a protein of 145 amino acids. Gene Ontology annotation, biological process: protein folding; response to heat; response to hydrogen peroxide. NCBI's taxonomy places the organism in Eukaryota, Viridiplantae, Streptophyta, Magnoliopsida, Solanales, Solanaceae. The record is from RefSeq and is a predicted model, not a curated record.